Messenger RNA from Asterias rubens (European starfish), 5351 nucleotides. Its product is annotated as leucine-rich repeat-containing protein 45-like. Gene Ontology annotation, molecular function: protein binding. The coding region runs from base 42 to 2315 and encodes 757 amino acids. The transcript is spliced from 13 exons. Gene Ontology annotation, cellular component: centrosome. Lineage: Eukaryota; Metazoa; Echinodermata; Asteroidea; Forcipulatida; Asteriidae. The record is from RefSeq and is a predicted model, not a curated record.
AAAAAAUCUUACCCACAUUAUUAUCUCAGUCGUUGCAUAUCAUGUUAAAUCUGGGUGAGAGGACAAAACCCAAACAACAAUCGUUGGAUGUCAGAAACAUCGUUAACUGUCCCAGAUAUGUUGCGGUGAAAACAAACGACUAUUUCUCUUUGAAUGUAAAGUGGUUUUCUAGACUUCUUGAAGCCUCACCAGUGAACUCCCACAACUAUGCCAUGGAAGACUUCCGGAGCAACUACCUUCGUCUCUGCAAAGAAAAUAACCUAAACCCCCAAGAAAGUGUUCUGAAUCAACUGAAGCAAGUCAGACAUAGUGGUACACACAGUAAGACACCCAGGGGGAACGCAUUGGCUUCGUCUAUACUAGGUUCAUCCACUAAGAUUGACACAGGGGUUGUAGGGGUGACGUUGGACCUAUCAACAACAUCACUGACUGCACAGACUUGCGCCAUUCUUGGUGAAGCUUUGGCUAAGGAUUGUUUGUUUGUUGAGCUGAAGUUGUCGGAUUGUAUGAUAGGUGAUGAUGGGUUAAAGCUUUUAGCGCCUGGACUGUGCACAAAUGUCGCCCUCAGGAGUUUGGAUCUUAAAGGAAACAACUUAAGGGGGGCAUCAGCAGAAGCCCUCGGGAAAGUCUUCCGUCAAAAUCAUUCCCUUAGAAGGGUUUGUUUAGAGUGGAACUCACUGGGCCUGGAUAGUGAUCGCUUUACACUACUCGCUGAGGGUAUAUCAGCGAAUAACAGUCUGGAGAGGUUAGAUCUACGUAAUAAUCAGAUCAGCCAUGACGGUGCAUCGGAGCUCAUGAAAUCACUGCAGAGGAACUGUGCUCUACAGUCUGUAGAUUUACGUUGGAACAACAUCGGCAUUGUCGGAGGGCGUUCAGCUUUAGCAAUGCUACAGUACAACAAGACACUGACAGAUCUAGAACUCUCAGGAAAUAAUAUUACUCAAGACAUCGUCAAAGCAAUUGAUAUUGCUAUGCAGCAUAAUCUUGACAGAGCCAACUUGUCUAAUGAGCAUCAGACGAGACAGAGCAUCAUGACACGGGAAAUCAAACAACUCAGAACAGAAAAGAAACAACAGUCGUCAGAUCUGCUGCACCGAAUCGAUCAACAAAAUGAUUUUCAUGAUAAAACCCGGAGGGACACAAUCCACAAGAUCUAUCAGCUGCAAGAGGCACUCGCAGAGAGAAAAUCAGCAUUUAACGCCCUCAAUGCCAAGUUAUCAAAGACUGAAGCCGAGUUGUUAUUGGUCAAUCAGAGGUCACGUGACUUGAGUGAGUUAUUAGAGAUAUCGAGGAAGGAGAACGAAGCGCUCGUCGUGAUGCAUCAGAAGGAAUUACAAACUCAACUUGGGGAGAAAGCUGCAACAGAGAGCAAACUGUUACAAGAAACCUCAUCUUUGAAGGAUCGAAGCCUCCAUCUUGAGACAAAAUCAGAUGAACUUGACAGACGCUGUCAGAAUCAACAAGAUCAGAUUUAUGAAUUGAAGGAGGAGUUAGCAUCUAGCCACGCCCAGACCAAACUACAAGCAACACAAGCAGAAGAGCGACUCCAGAAUGAGAGACAGAGAUUGCGUGACCAGCAGCGAGAUGUAGAGCAGCGCCACAUCUCAGAGAUUCAUCAUCUCCGUGAGUCAUCUGAGGAGAGUGAAAGAGCUUACAAAGAUCGCAUCAGUAAACUAGAGGAACACCGAAGACACAUUGAGGAAGAGAUGAGCAAACUUAAGAACCAACAUCUUACGGAGAGACUUGGGUUAGAAGAACAGAUUCUCAACACUAGACAGAGAGUCAAAGAGGAAGAGCAUCAGCGCAUGAAACAUCUUGAAGAUAAAAUCCGGCUCUUAAACAACGCUAAGGAUGAUCUUCAGCAGCAUCACUCCCAACAAAUGCAGACUAUAGCUGAGUUGCAAUCCAAGAAUAGUAAUUAUACACUUGAGGUGGAAUCCCUUAAACGCACAUUAGAGGAGCUCAAUCAGGAAGUAGCAUGCAAGAACAAUGAGCUUCAAGCAGAGGUUAAUAGAGUCAAGUUAAACCACAGUAAACAACUAAGUAAAAUGGAAGUCCAGGUACAAGACAUGGAGUCAUUAAGAGAACGAUGUUCAGCAUUGGAGUUACAGCUUACAGAUCAAACAAGGAGACAUCGUGCAGAGCUAAUGGAUCGUGAUAAUGAGCUAGUCAACACAAGAGACAGAAUGAGAUCUCAGGAGAUUGAGUAUAGCAGGAUGCAAGAAGAAGAAGCGCAAAGGGCUGGAAUGCUACAAGCAGCAAUCUCAGGCUAUCUCGUCUCCUCUAGAUCUCCCGCCGCUACUCCAAGGAAAUAAUGAGAAUCCAUUAAGACAGGUACAUACUUCCUGCGAAUGCGAAGCGAAUUAUCACAUUAUAUGGCUGUUUUGUGAAGGCAAUAUUUAUAUUAAUUUGGAUUUGCAGGAAGUAUGUUUAUUGGUAUUUUGUGAUGUACAAAGUUAGAUUGUCAAGAGCAGGGCUUGAACCUGCAACCUCCAGAUUAACAAGCUGGUACUCUACCAAGUAAGCUAUCUAGCCCUAAUGCUGGCACCUUCCUGUUUUGUCAGUCUCCCUAUUUUGUCAAUUUCUUUCUUUUUCUUUGUUCAACCUAAAAAUAUUUGUAAAUUUACUCUGUCAGUUUAGCUUGUGGUUUAUUACUAUUUAUUUAUUUCUUCUCAGUACUGUGCCAGGUUUACAGCAAAUAAUGAUCUAUCUGAAGUUUUUCAUUCAAUUAAGACUUUUGUAGACUUGUUGGUGUUUUUUUUAUAUUCCAUGUUUAACGUCUGAUUCAUGAGCACCACUUCCAAAUUCUGUAUUUGAUACAUUUCCAAAUAAUAAUUUGACCCAGUGUUAAUUUUUAGGGUUGUCUUCCAAGCUCAUGUGGAUUGCAUAUGUUAACAGAGUAAAGAUUGUCAAUAUUCAUCUUAAAGGCACCGGUAGUAAAGAUAGGAAGAUUGUCAAUAUUCAUCUUAAAGGCACCGGUAGUAAAGAUAGGAAGAUUGUCAAUAUUCAUCUUAAAGGCACCGGUAGUAAAGAUAGGAAGAUUGUCAAUAUUCAUCUUAAAGGCACCGGUAGUAAAGAUGGGAAGAUUGUCAAUAUUCAUCUUAAAGGCAAUGGUAGUAAAGAUUGGAAGAUUGUCAAUAUUCAUCUUAAAGGCACCGGUAGUAAAGAUGGGAAGAUUGUCAAUAUUCAUCUUAAAGGCACCGGUAGUAAAGAUUGGAAGAUUGUCAAUAUUCAUCUUAAAGGCAAUGGUAGUAAAGAUUGGAAGAUUGUCAAUAUUCAUCUUAAAGGCACCGGUAGUAAAGAUGGGAAGAUUGUCAAUAUUCAUCUUAAAGGCACCGGUAGUAAAGAUAGGAAGAUUGUCAAUAUUCAUCUUAAAGGCACCGGUAGUAAAGAUGGGAAGAUUGUCAAUAUUCAUCUUAAAGGCAAUGGUAGUAAAGAUUGGAAGAUUGUCAAUAUUCAUCUUAAAGGCACCGGUAGUAAAGAUGGGAAGAUUGUCAAUAUUCAUCUUAAAGGCACCGGUAGUAAAGAUUGGAAGAUUGUCAAUAUUCAUCUUAAAGGCAAUGGUAGUAAAGAUUGGAAGAUUGUCAAUAUUCAUCUUAAAGGCACCGGUAGUAAAGAUGGGAAGAUUGUCAAUAUUCAUCUUAAAGGCACCGGUAGUAAAGAUAGGAAGAUUGUCAAUAUUCAUCUUAAAGACAAUGGUAGUAAAGAUGGGAAGAUUGUCAAUAUUCAUCUUAAAGGCAAUGGUAGUAAAGAUGGGAAGAUUGUCAAUAUUCAUCUUAAAGGCACCGGUAGUAAAGAUUGGAAGAUUGUCAAUAUUCAUCUUAAAGGCACCGGUAGUAAAGAUAGGAAGAUUGUCAAUAUUCAUCUUAAAGGCACCGGUAGUAAAGAUGGGAAGAUUGUCAAUAUUCAUCUUAAAGGCACCGGUACCUUUUUACCUUUUGAUUAUUUUAAUCCUGAUUGUAAUUGUGUACAACUAACCUGUGAAGGUAGUUGCGUUUGAGAUACUGCGAAGCAAAUGUGACCAGGCAGAAAGAAUGUUCCCUAUAGGAAUACACAAUCUGAGUCGCAUUACCGCGUCUUAUAUUCAAUUUCGGGGGAUAAAAAGUGAUAAAUUUUGCCAUGACGGUAGUACUUCAAAGUUAAAUGUUUCCCAGAAUGCAUUAUACUAUCCACAGCUGAUGUACUUUGCCAUUCAUUUUUAGAGUCGUUACCAAACGUAUACAGACUCUUUAAAGCAUAGUUUAAAUAUGCCACCAGUGUAUCUGACCGAGUGUGAAACCAGACUUUCUGCUUCUCCUCCUCCAUACACUCUUGAUCUGCUGAGAUAAUAAUAAUAAUAAUAAUAAUAAUAAGACAUUUGUAAAGCGCCUAAUACGAAAAGCUUCUAAGCGCAUAAAGAGAACAAUAAAGUAUACAGUGAGAGAAAGAUCAAAAUUUACAAAUAAUCAAAUUACAUAAAUAAGCAGCUUUAAACAAAUGAGUUUUCAACAGAGACUUAAAACAGUGUAAUGAACUAGCCUUGCAAAUAUGCACAGGAAGACUAUUCCAAAGAAAUGGUGCGGCAUAUUCCAACAGCUUUAUUCCACGUUCUGCAUCGCUUUGGAACUCCCUGCCUGGUACAUGUUUCCCUCCAUCCUAUACAAUCCAGUCUGUUUUAAGAUGAAUAUCAAUUCCUACCUUCAGCUUCCCCAAAGUCUUUCCACUUUAAAUGAUUUUGUCUUCUUGUAGUCCUAUACCAAGAGUGGCUUUUAGGCUUGGUUGGGACGAACUUGUUUUAAAAAGAAUAUUUCAAAACAUACUUGGUGCUGGUUCUUAGUCUUGAGAUAUAUUCAGAAUGAAAUACCUACAUAUUAUGAAAUGAAUUACUGUUAGUUGCCACUUCCUUGCUUCAGUUUAAUUCUCUAUAAGGAUUGGGACACCAUGUUCCUUUUAAUUGUACAGAUUUUAUUGUAAAUACCUGAGGUUUGUAAUAUUUACUGCGUGUGUGCUUAAGUUAUACUGUUUUAUUGCUCACUAUUUUUUUUAAAGUUAAAUAGUUUGGGGCAAUUUUUGUUUCAGUAUUUUGAUUUUUUAAUUUGAAAAAAAUCAGUGUGCUUCAAAUAUUAUGACAUAAGUUUAGUUUGUAGUCACAACUAGAGGAUUUUCCCCUCGAAUUUUAAGGUCUGUUUUGCAUAAGGAAAAGAUUGGACUUUUCCCCUCCCAUGUAGAUAGUGUGGAUUUCGGUUAAGGUGCGUUGGUUUAAGGUAAAUAGAUUUUAAAAAGUAAAUAAAUGCUAAUUUAAUUACUCUCAAACGGUUGCAUUCAUCUUAUAGGAGGAUUCAUAAAUUAAAAUAUUCACAUCUUUUGAGAAA